AUGAAGUUCUUAUCAGCCACUCUUCUCCUCGGGGCUCCUCUGCUCGCCUCAGCCGCCUCUGUCCCCAAGCUUCUGGACCCAUGGCAGAUGCCACUCCAGGUCGACACCCAGGAUAAAGUCAGCGUCCCUGGAGAGAACCCGCUCGUGUAUUGUGGAAACCCAGACUCCUACACUCUCAAGAUCGAUUCCGUUACUCUAUCGCCCAACCCCCCCCCAAAGCGUAUUGGUCAAAAGCUCACUAUCACGGCCAGCGGUACCGUAGGGGAGGAAGUUGUGAAGGGCGCAUAUGUCAACCUGGUCGUCAAAUAUGGCCUCAUCACCUUGAUCUCGCAGACCGCCGAUCUUUGUGAUCAGCUUGGCAAUGUGGACCUACAAUGUCCCCUGAAGGAGGGCAAGAUGGUUCUGACAAAGGAUGUCGAAUUGCCCAAGCAGAUCCCUCCGGGUAAAUACUCUGUUAUGGCCGAUGUCUACAAUGAAGAUGAUACCCAAGUCACCUGCUUAGAGGCAAACAACAUUUCGUUCAACCUGCUGUAAAUGCAACUCAUCAUUUGAUCGUUAUUCUCCGGUUUUUAUAACUGCCUUGCAUACGACUACCAGGUGGCUUCUCGGCUUCUCUUGAUUUGAACGUUCAUAUUGGUCAUCGCUUGCCUUGAUUUUCCUAUGCCAGAAACGCCUCUUUCUACGUCUCGUUACGACCUUGCCUUCCUUUUCCCAUGUGAUGCCUCUGUUUUCUAUAAGCUUCUGUCCGCUCAGAUAUCAGUUUGCCUUGCC
This is a messenger RNA of Penicillium pulvis, 771 nucleotides long. RefSeq names its product ML domain-containing protein. Gene Ontology annotation, molecular function: sterol binding. NCBI's taxonomy places the organism in Eukaryota, Fungi, Ascomycota, Eurotiomycetes, Eurotiales, Aspergillaceae. Gene Ontology annotation, biological process: intracellular sterol transport. The record is from RefSeq and is a predicted model, not a curated record. Bases 1 to 534 code for a protein of 177 amino acids. The transcript has 3 exons.